Messenger RNA from Numida meleagris (helmeted guineafowl), 2986 nucleotides. RefSeq names its product rho GTPase-activating protein 32-like. NCBI's taxonomy places the organism in Eukaryota, Metazoa, Chordata, Aves, Galliformes, Numididae. The transcript is spliced from 3 exons. The coding region runs from base 281 to 976 and encodes 231 amino acids. Gene Ontology annotation, molecular function: GTPase activator activity. Gene Ontology annotation, cellular component: cell cortex; Golgi apparatus; nucleoplasm. The record is from RefSeq and is a predicted model, not a curated record. Gene Ontology annotation, biological process: small GTPase-mediated signal transduction.
AGUGUCCUUUAUGGCUGCCCGGUUCCUCAGAGAAAGCAGUGACGCCUGCCAGCUAAAUCAAAGCCAUCCCUUAGAUGCUGUACUGUACAGCUACGGAGCCUUUGCUCACCUGCUCUGCAUCCUGCUUUACGUACGUUAGAGGAAUUUGGACCGCAGGAGUUCAGGGCUGCACUAUAAGAAUGGAAACAUCCUCAACUGUUUGAAACAGACCGAGUCCCUAAGUUCUGUUUCAGCAGAAAGCAGGCAGUGCUGGCAACAAGCAACUGCUGGCAAGAGCUGAAUGCAGCUCUUCCGUCACCACGACUCACACCAUUCCCUGUUUUCUCACUCCAGCAAACGUCCACCCAGGAAGAUGGAGAACUCACCAGCUGGCUGUUGGUGUUCGUGCUUCAGCCUGAGAAAGCCAUACUCUGUGGCCAAGCGCAAACUGCGGCGCAAUCCCAGGGAGCCCUCAGAAACAGGAGUCACAGUCCUGGCAGGGGGACGAGGAGUCAGCGGGACUGUUUGCUUAGCUAACAGUGCAGAAUGGCUUUCCUCCAUGCCCGCUGUUGAAGGUGAAUCGAGCCCUCUUCAACCUGGAAGAGCCAGAGCGAGAAGCGAUGCACUGCGUGCUGCCAUCAGUGGAGAGCUGUCAGGGAGCAUGAAUCGCUGCCCUUUGGAUGACAGCCUUCCACUUGCCAACAGUGAUGGGGACAAGGAGCUCAUCCACGUUUGUGCCUUCAUUUCUCCCGGCUCUGCUGAAGACGUGGUCCAGAGCGUGCCAGACGUGCCAGACUCUGGCCUGGAGUGUGACCCAGCGUCUUCGCAGUGCAGCCCACCCCAGACAGAGUCCAAGUGCUCCGACAGCAGCACCUCCGUGCAGGAGCAGGUCAGCGUCCCUGAGGAGAAGCCGAGCCCCUUGGAGGAGGACAUAGAAGCAGGCAGCCAGUCCCAAACACUGGGCAGCACCACGAGCUCUGAGCCAGUCUCUCUGUGACGAGAGAAGAUGAGUCCCUUCUUUGCUCUGGACCUCUCUCUCACGCCCUCCUGCCUUCUACUGAAUAAAGGCACACUCGUGGUCAAUGGACACCUUGCCUGCAUUCCGAGUCUUCAUUCACAGGGACUGGGAAGAACAGAAGAAAGAGCGAGGCACUUCAGCUUGCAGCAGCGUGGCUUUGGGUCGUGUGCAGCAGAGCUCGGGGUUUGUUCCCAUUUUGCGUGGCUUUGGGAUGUCUGCAGCGAGAGCUCUGCUACCGUUUUGUAGGUAGCAAAUAAUGUCUAGCACCCUGGUGUGUGCUCAUUGUAAUCCCCAGCUUCCGGGCUGUGGCUUUGUGGUGCUUUUCAAUGCUUUUUGAAGCUCUUCCGUGCCUUGGCUGCUCCCUAACACCUGUCUCCUCCCGCAGCGUCCAUUGCUGGCUGCCACCUAUGAGCUGGCCCUGCAGAUCCUCCCCAGCGGGUCAGUGCUUUGCCACAUCCACCUGACUCUCAUGCUCUCUCGACUAAGCGUAAAUACGCUGUCAUGGAGACAGAUGCUUUCUGUGGCAUCCUGAAUCCGCGCAGCCAUUUACCUGGUAGGUGGCUCUUCCGGAAGAAGAAUCGAGCAGCAGAAGCUUAUGGUCAGCCUGCAGCACGCAAAUGCUACGGCAGCAGAAACAAGGCGGGAAGCUCUGGGUUCCUCCCGGGAAGGCAAGGCUGCCCUGAGACGCACCAAUGGUGUUUGAUAGUGCCCUCCCAUCCUUAGAUUUCCUUCUCCCCUGCUCCUCGUCUGAUGCCACUGCUGAGCCAGGAACAAGCUGCCCAGUGUUGCAGAGCAGCGUGCCAAGCCACGCUGGGACCUCCUCCCCUUCCUCUGCUGCGGCUCGGCGUGCAGCCUCACCCACUUCUGUGACGGAGCUGCUGAUCCCACGCGUGCCAUUGGGAUGCUCUGGCACGAGACGUGCCUCUAACGCAAAGCUCCUUCCCAGCCUGCCAAGGAAAAGCAAAGCAACCCCACCGCCGCCAGCACAACCCCGCAGCAGGCAGCAGGGAAGUUUGCAUGGAUGGUAGCAUGGAUGGAUGCAGGUAGCAUGGAUGAGGUUGCGCAUGUGCCUGUGAGUACAUUUGUGUGCAACGGGAUGGGAUUGCACACGCGUGGUUGUGCAUGUGGGUGAAGAAGGGGUGGGGUUGCACAGGGGUGUGCAUUUGUGUGUGUGUGCAAGGCUGUUGUGGUACCGUUGUGUGCAUGCGUGUUGGGAGUGCAAGGAAGAGGUGACACAGGUGUGUGUGUGGGCACAGGGCUGCGCCAAGGGCUGGGGAUGCAAGAGUGUGUGCGAGCACAUGGGGAGCACAUGGACAGAGUGGAACAAUGAUGUGCUUGCAGAGGGGUGUGCACACCUGGUGUAGCCAGGGUGUGCUGCACCUUGGGAGCAGCCUGCCGCCUUAGUGCUGCUCCUGGCAGCGCCUUGCCGCCUUUGCGCUGUGUUUCGGAACCCCUUCCCGCCUUUGCCGGUGCUGGGGGGGUGCCUGCGCCGCUCCGCCGCCCCUCCCCGCCCCGCACCGCCCAGCAACGGCCCUGCACGGCCCCGUCCAGGAACUCAUUGGUCAGCGGCAGCGCCGCCGGCUCCGAUUGGCUGAGCCUCAGCGCGCAGGAGCGGCCGCUGGGAGCCGGCUCGAGGCGGCACGGCUCUCCUCACAGAGCGCUGCUCAGGCAGGUCGGACUGCUGCAGCCGCUGUGCGCCGGAGCUCUCCGGGCAGCAGCGAGACGGAAGGCGCGGCACGAGGGAGCGGGUCCUGAGGACAGCUCCGCCGGAGAUGGGUGGGAUAACGGCGCCGGGACAGGGAAUAGAACCCUGCGCGGCCCCAGCCGCACUGCCUUCCCCUGUCCUCCCCUCCCCUUUCCUCCCCUCCCCUUCCCUCCCCACCCGCUCCCAGUGUCCCCCGGGCCCCCCACGAUCCCCAGAGCCCGGGGCUAAGGUGGGUCUGUGGCAACAGGGGGCUGUGGGGGGCUGCAGGGGGAUAUGGGGCUGUG